CUUUGCGCUGGGUAGAUUAUGUUGAAACAUGCUUACAAUGUAAGGCUGGAUGGAAACGCUGUCGAUAGAAAAACUACGACUCUGAUAAGUCGCUCCAUCUUCAUUAUCAUCAACCCUUUCCACACCUGGUAUCUUGAUUCCGUUCCGCCCUCCCCGUCUCUGCGCAGGGGUCCAGCUAUUAUACAGAUUAAAACCAAGUAGACCU
Cryphonectria parasitica EP155 is the source of this 205-nucleotide messenger RNA. RefSeq lists its product as uncharacterized. The record is from RefSeq and is a predicted model, not a curated record. NCBI's taxonomy places the organism in Eukaryota, Fungi, Ascomycota, Sordariomycetes, Diaporthales, Cryphonectriaceae. The coding region runs from base 19 to 201 and encodes 60 amino acids. The transcript has a single exon.